AUGUCCGCGCCGGGCAAGCUCCAGUCGACUCGCUCGCUGCUCGGGGCCGCCGCGCUGGCGGGCUUGGCGCAGGUGGCGCUGUCGGCUGUCUGUGUCGGCGCCGGCGGCAAGCUCGGUGCUGCAGCGGCGGUGGUGGUGGCUCGUGAGAACUGA
Messenger RNA from Emiliania huxleyi CCMP1516, 153 nucleotides. RefSeq lists its product as hypothetical. Lineage: Eukaryota; Haptophyta; Isochrysidales; Noelaerhabdaceae. The transcript is spliced from 2 exons. The record is from RefSeq and is a predicted model, not a curated record. The coding region runs from base 1 to 153 and encodes 50 amino acids.